Messenger RNA from Calliphora vicina (urban bluebottle blowfly), 3995 nucleotides. Its product is annotated as nuclear pore complex protein DDB_G0274915. The transcript has 5 exons. NCBI's taxonomy places the organism in Eukaryota, Metazoa, Arthropoda, Insecta, Diptera, Calliphoridae. The coding region runs from base 141 to 3914 and encodes 1257 amino acids. The record is from RefSeq and is a predicted model, not a curated record.
AUGUUGUUGAGGAUUUUUGGGGAUACAAAAGUGUUAACUGGGGAUGAGGACUGAAAACAUACUGACAACACUGUCAGGUAUCAAGAAAAAGUGGCGUUUCUAAAAUUUUUGGAGCAUAUCGAAAUUGAUUUUAAAUCAUCAUGGAUGGAAACAGUUCCUUAGAAAGGCGAUAUAGCUUUAACAUGGCUCAAGGUAAUCCUGUUGCAGAAUCCACACACCUCAAUGGAAGCAGUUUCUCUUGGGGUUCUUCUUUGAGUCCAAAACAUCGCAGUAAUUCGAGCAUUUGCUUAAAUAAUAUACGCACGCCUUCUGAUUGUAAUAAAUCAAUUGUCAGCCCAAAAUCGAAAAAUAUUACGAAAAUUGAUGCAAGAAUAGCAGCAGAUGUUCAAAGCAAGGGAUUAGCGUCACGCAUCGUAAAAUACCAUGAGAGUGGGACAAGAUUGAAUCGUAGCAUGUCGGCACAUAAUCUCUACAGCAAACCAGGACAGUUUCCUGCAGUUACCCUUAAGAAAACUGAUUUACCAUAUAGAGCUACCAAACAAGAACUCUCAAUGAUACGAAUACCGCCGCCGGAAAAAUCAUCGUUUUAUGGCAACACUAUAUCCAGCCUUUUGAGAUCUAAUUCUGUCGUUGGUAUACAAUCAAAACGCAACGAGGAUUUAUCCAGAGAGAAUCGGCCUAUAAUACAUCCUCCUCCUACGGAGAACGAUAUGGCUCCAACACGUAGUGUUUUAGAUGUACUAAAAGAGAUAUCCCGUAAACGUAUUAACAGUGAUGAUUUAGAGGCGGACGAAUCUUCCAAGAAAUAUUGUAAUAGUGCUGGUAAUGAUUUUGUUGACACUGGAAACAAUACAACAUCUUCAAUUCCACAAAAUUUUUUAGCAUCAUCAAUGUCUUGCCAACGUUAUAAAAGACAACGGGAUUGUAUAACGCCACAUCAAAGUGUUCAGUUAUCCGAAACAAAAACUUCUCCUGAACAAGCCAAGAAACGUGUAUGUAAUUACAAUAAUGACAUUACAAGUUCACUCAGUUCAAGCAUAAAAUGUAAACCCAAUGGAAGCGCCAAAAGAAUGUCAGCAUCGUGUAAUCUUAAUCAAACCAUGCCAACAAAUUUAGGAGCGUAUGAAACUCAAAAAGCAAAAAUUCAACGAUAUCACGAUUAUCAGAACAAAAUCAACGCUCGAGUAGACGUAAGAUUUGAAAAUCUUGAAAAUACUUUUAGAAAUAUGGACAACACUGUAACACCCAUAACUCCUAUUCCACCAACUCCCUGUGUUCAAGAUCAAAGUAACAUUGGUGGAGUUCCUCCUAAGCGAACAGUAUCUGAGCCUGUUUAUAAUGCAGCUCGAGCAAUUACAAUGAAUUCAAUACAACCGGAUAGCAAACCACGUUUGACGUUAUUCAACAAAAAGUAUGACGAUGAAAGCUCUACUACAAACGAAUUAAUCACUUCAGCAGGAGAGAACAAUGACGAUUCAAAUGAUUUUGGCGAAUGUGCAGGUAUUCCGUUUGUUAAACCAAAAAAGCUAUCAUCGAUAAGCGGUUCAAGAAAUCCUGCCAUAGAACGAACACAGAAAUCAAAAUUGGCAUUGAUGUUAAGUGGAUUGAGAGGAGAACUUUAUCAAAAUUCCGAUGCUGAUGAAUUGGAUUCGUCAAAGGCAAAGCCGAAUAAAACCGAUGAGAAUAAAAUAAACAGUAACACAAGUCCAGUAGUAUCAGCUUUAAAAACGACAUGCGCUAUAACUACUUUAACUACAGUCACAUCCUCCAGCACAUCCAGUUCAUUAAAUUUGUCUACGACUACAAAAACAACUUCAUCACUAUCACCUUCAUCUGCUUCCGCUAACAAGACGUCAUCACCUUUAGUUGGUCUAAAAUUAUCCCAACCAAAGCCAUUAUCUGCAAAUGUUAACAAUACAUCGAGUAUUGAUUUUACAAAAAGCACUGAACCGAACUCCAAACCUAAUGUACCUGUAUUGGGUGGUUUCUCCUUCGGCGCAACUCCUACUAGUUCCGCAUUGGUAAUUAAUGCGACAACGUCUAAUAAUAUUAAUAAAGAUUCUAUAGCUCCUACAGCGUCGAUUGCAUCUAUUCCAAUAAGCAGUAGUAACACACUUAACUUCGGACAGCCAACGCAAUUGACUUCAACGUCUUCGUCGUCAUCUGAUAGUAACACCAAUAAAUUGUCUGCAAAUAUGCAAACUUCGACAAAAGACAAUUCUAUACAAUUUCCCGCUGUUGGUACUGCAUUCACAAUAGCCACCACCAACACAAGUACUUCGAAUUCGCAAAGCUCAUCAUUAACUACUACUAAUGCUUUUAGUUUCGGAACAAAUGCAACUGCGCCAGCAUCUACAAUCAGUAGUCAAAAUCCUGUUGUGGGUGUGACGCCCUUUAAUAGCACUGGAAAAUCGAAUAAUGCUUUUAAUUUUACUGUUCCGUCUACUUCUUCGCCAAUGACUACGACAUCAGCUACUCCAAUAAUGUUUGGUUCUUUAACAUCUUCAGCGACUGCAAUAAACACCACUUCGACUAGUGUCAUAGCUACCACCACAACAACUAGUACUCCAACAUUCGGAGCAGUUACUACAUCUACAAAUCUGAGUGGUUUGACGACUACUUCCUUUAAUUUUAAUACGCCGAAGCAAUCCUCAACAAGUGAACCGACAACAAUUUCUUCAAGUGGUACUACCGUCUCUACUGCGUCAUUUAAUUUUGGUUCUAAUCUUAAUGCACCAUCCCUUCCUAAAUUUGGAACAAAUACUAAUGCAGUAAUAAAAACGCAGCCCAUAAACUCUGCAUUUUCAUUUGGUUCUGACACAAAAAUUCAAAAUUCUUCUUCUAGUGACCAAAAUAAUUUGACAGUAGCUAAGCAGACUGACAAUAAUAAUGCCUUCAAUUCAAACCCCACCACGUUAUUUGGAUCGCCAAAUUUUAAUGCACCAUCAACAACAGGUGGCCCUACUCCUAUGUUUGGUAAUGUCACUAAUAGUUCGGAGAAAAAUGUUUUUAAUUCAUCGAAUGCAACAUCAAUAUUCGGUUCAAGUUCAGCUAAAGGAGGAACGCAUACAUUUGGUUCGAGUGCUGAUAACAAAUCAGCGGCGUUACCCACGCCAUCGGUAUUUGGUGGUGGUAGUACCAACGGUAGUGCACCAACUCCAUUUAGCUUUGGUUCAAAACCGGCUAAUCCACAAACUACUAACACAAAUAAUGCCAAUGCCGCUCCUGGAGGAUUCUCGUUUAGUUCAGCUGUUGCAAAUAGCUCAGAAGGUGGAACAUUUGGAUUUGGUAAUAAAACAGGUGGGCCAACAAAUACAUCUAAUAAUACCUUUGGUGUUGCGUCUGCUUCGUCUAUACAAAACAAAAACUUUACAUUCGGCAGCGGUGCCACUAACAAACCAGAUAAUAAUGCAAGUGUAUUUGGUGGAGGUGCAAAUAAACCAACUGAAAAUGCAGCAACUCCAGGUGGAUUCUCAUUUGGUUCUGCAAUGGCUCCUAAAGCUUCAACAUUUAGCUUUGGAGCAGGCAAUAAUUCAUUUUCUGGAAGCAAUGUCAGCAACACAAAUAAUUCUACAUCAGGUUUUGCAUUUGGUGGAGCGGCAGCUUUAAAAACAAAUGAAGUCUCAACUAAUAAAGCAUUUUCGUUUGGUUCACCACAACCUCCACAACAACAGCAACAACAACAAACAAUGUCAGCACCGAACAACAGUAGCAACUCUUCAAACAUAUUUGGUUCCAGUGUCGCAUCUAAAACAGCUCCACCACCAGCUUUUAAUUUCAAUACUGGAAGUUCAACCAAUUUGCAAUCUAAUGCACCUGCAAACAAUAAUUUAUUUGCACCACCUCCUUCAACUAUUUCAACAGGUCCUGGUGAUCGCCCAAUACGUCGAGCCACACGGCGAUUGCAAAAAUGACCCGCUGAUGUACUUUAAUUUUUAAUUUCUGAUAAAAGUAAUAUACUAUGCAAAUAAAUAAAAUAAAUGAAAAAAUUUCAA